AUGUCUUGUGCAAAGUGCCAGAACCCCCUGACUCUUGUGGUCGACUACUCGGACGACGAAGAUGUGUCCAUGGGUGCUGGCUCAUCCAGCGCAGCAGCUCAAACCACUCAGACCGUCCCGGACGAUGUAGCUCUUAACUGCGGAUGCCACUUUCACUGGCAAUGUUUGAUCGACGAAUACCAAAUCACCGAAUGCCCUUCAUGCCACCAGUCACUGCUUACUCCCGGUCCCAACGGAGGCCAGCAGCUUCUGUGCACAUUGACCAACGAGGGCGGUGUACAAGAGAACCUCGAUAUCCUGCCCAUCCUGACCGAGGAAGCCUACCUGCACGCGUACCCCGAGGACAGGAUCAGCCGCGCAUUCCUCGAACUCUGCCGCGAAGGCGACGUAUCUGCCGUGGUGGAUUUGUUAAAGAGCUGUAAUGAACCUGACUCGGACGACGACGAGAUGGAUGAUGAGCCUGCCACACCCAAGAAGUCAAUGGACGAGAUACUGCGUUACCAAGAUCCCAUUGGCGAUAUGCAGUCUGGUCUUCACGCAGCCGUCGCUGGAAACAGCCGUGAGGUCGCUUGGCUGUUGCUAUUGCUUGCGUCUCAACUGCCUGAGAUGGAGUUCCCCGCUUUGGUAUACCAACAAGCAGCCUCGUUGGGCAUCAUGAGAGAGGAUCAAACAGGCAAGGUCGACAUCAGAAGUCUCAAGGAUGGUCAGGGAAGAAGCGCGGAACAAUUGGCUGUCGAACUCGGUGGCGUGUGGCAUGGCUGGCCCGGAAGUGGUCGCUUGACGGUUUGA
Molecule: messenger RNA, 789 nt
Organism: Aureobasidium namibiae CBS 147.97
Lineage: Eukaryota; Fungi; Ascomycota; Dothideomycetes; Dothideales; Saccotheciaceae
Exons: 2
Coding region: 1-789 (262 amino acids)
Source: RefSeq, a predicted model, not a curated record